AUGAGUAAUUCAAACCAAAAUGGUUUAACAAGCCCAAUAUCUACAGCUCCAGGGAGGCAUGGAGGAGCACCUCAAUAUUCAUUCAAUUCUGAUGGGUCUUUAAUGACCAACGGUGAGCCAGUGAAUGGCAUCAACAAAACAGUCAUUCUUGAAAUCCCUAGUGGAUUUGAUGUCAUAAGUUGUGUGGUGCAAUUUGCACUGCAUUUCGGGCUUGCUGUAACUGUGCUUACUGGCCAGGGACUCAUUUCUGAGGUUGAUAUUGCGUAUCCACUCAAUGCAAUCCCUCCCCCAUGCGUUUCUACAAGCUUCCACAUAAUUUCGUUUUCUGGGGCUUACCAUGCUGCAGGUAAUGUUAUGGGAGGACAAAUUCUCUCUCAGAUGAAAGCAGCAAGUGUUGUUACUCUUGUUCUUGCCGUUUCUACACAAGUCUGA
Molecule: messenger RNA, 432 nt
Organism: Daucus carota subsp. sativus
Lineage: Eukaryota; Viridiplantae; Streptophyta; Magnoliopsida; Apiales; Apiaceae
Product: AT-hook motif nuclear-localized protein 23-like
Exons: 2
Coding region: 1-432 (143 amino acids)
Source: RefSeq, a predicted model, not a curated record